AUGAGCUUUCAGUUUAUACCAGUCACUGAACACCACAUAGAAAAGAAAUUUAAUCAAUUAAAACGAUCAAAAGCUGCUGGUAUUGAUAAUAUCCCUCCUGGGAUACUUAAGGACUGUUCGACUGUUGUGAAGGAUCCUCUGGCACAUAUAAUAAAUAUGAGCUUAUGUACUGGAGUAAUACCUUCCGAAUGGAAAGUGGCUAAAGUCAUCCCAGUUCACAAAAAAGGGCCCAUCAAUGAUUUUGACAAUUACCGUCCUAUAUCGAUAUUACCGGCUGUCACAAAAGUCAUGGAACGAAUAGUGCAUGAUCAACUGAUGAAUUAUUUAGAGAUCAAUCAUUUGAUAAACGAUUCUCAAUUUGGAUUUCGACCAAAACGAUCAACGCAAUUAGCUGUGACGCUAUUGUUGGAUAAAGUUCGAGCGAAUAUGGAUAAGGGACUACUAACAGGAAUGGUCUUCAUUGAUCUAUCCAAAGCCUUCGACACUGUGUCCCACUCUAAUCUGCUAAAUAAACUAACAAGAUUUGGUAUUAAAUCAUAUGAGCUGGAAUGGUUUACCAAUUACUUGUUUAAUCGAUCUCAAUGUGUUAGCUUCGAUGGUUCAUUAUCAGAGAAAUUCAAAGUUACAUCAGGAGUACCCCAAGGGUCUAUCUUGGGGCCUCUUUUAUUCAUAUUGUACAUUAAUGAUAUCGACGACCAUCUCAUUAGUGCACAAAUCAUAAA
Messenger RNA from Paramuricea clavata, 722 nucleotides. The record is from the annotation of a GenBank genome assembly. Lineage: Eukaryota; Metazoa; Cnidaria; Anthozoa; Malacalcyonacea; Plexauridae.